AUGAUUUCUUCAAACUUCGUGGUGCUUGCCUAUUCCAUACUCCUCCUUGCACAAAGCUCUCCCGCGACAGGCCGACAUGUUUUAGAACGCAGAGAUCCAGCUAUAACUACAUCACCUUCAGGGAAUUACGCACCAGUCUACGACACGUGUCCGGCACAGUUUUAUCUCAGAGAACCAAAUAAGCUUACGAACGGACGGGCAGAACUCAGUCGGGCGGAGCGUAACUACAUUGCCGAAAAGGCCCGAAAGUCGGUCAAUCCGUGGCGGAAAUAUUUGGAAAAUGAAGCCGAGAAGCGCGGAGGUUUGGCCGGAGAGACUCUUCCAAACUUUGGCCUCUCUCUGAGUGGUGGAGGCGGGAGAGCACUGUGCCUCAGUGGUUCAAUUCUUGAAGCAUUUGAUGCCAGAAAUCCGAGGGCAGAUGCGGCCAAAGUUGGCGGUAUCUUACAGCUUUCCAACUAUGCAGUCGGGGUUUCUGGCGCAAGUUGGCUCUUGGGAGCAUGGGCCACUUCCAACUUCCCUCCAAUUUCUGAUAUCGCGCCGAAAUGGCGCUUGUCUGAACAAAAUGAUCUAUGGGACUGGAAUGUGAUGAAGCAUUACAGCAAAGUUUACAAAGUAGUCAAACAGAAGAAGAUGGCAGGCUUCGCCACAAACAUCGUGGAUUUCUGGGGUCGCCUUCUCUCUCGACUAUUCAUAGAUGACCCGACCCAAGAAGAUCCAAACCAAGGCGAAGGUGUACUCUGGUCUUCUAUUGGACAAACUCCCCUAUACAAAGACCGACAAGUGCCUUAUGUCAUUGCAGUCGCCACCAGCCGGCCUGGUAUAAAGGAAGACUUCACUCCCUACAGUCCUAUCUACGAGUUUUCCGCGGAAGAGUUCGGCGUGUUCCAUCCUCGUCUCAAUGCAUCCAUUCCGAUGAAGUACCUGGGGUCUCCACAAAAUUUGAACGGGGUUCACAGAACUUGCGUCCGUGGAUUCGAUAAUGCUGGGUUUAUCAUGGGACUUUCUAGUAACAUAUAUUCCAUGUUGGACUCGCCUAACGAACAUAGACCAAUUGUUCUGAAGAUAAUCGACAAGCUCACCGAAGAUGAUAACUUCGAAGGAAAGGUGCCCAACACAUUCCAAAAUCUAGGACAGGGACCGGAAGAUGAAUCCCCCGGAUUUCAAGAUAACGCGCGUGAUACACUCCUGAUGGCCGAUUGCGGAUUUAUCAACGAAUCCAUACCCCUUUAUUCCUUGUUACAGCCAGAGAGGAAUAUUGAUGCAAUCAUUGCUGUCGAUGCAAGUACAGAUGGUCAGGAGGCGGAUCCCACCUUGUUGAGAUAUCCAAAUGGCACAGCCUUAUAUGCUUCUUAUUCGAGAACACGGCUUCCAUUGUACAAAGGACGCCACAUGCCAAAGAUACCAAACUCAGUCAACGGAACCUUUACCCAAUUGGGGUAUCACCGACGACCAACAUUUUUUGGCUGCAAUGAUUUCAAAGGCCCUCUAAUAAUUUAUUUGCCCAACUACUAUGCAGUAGGAGAGACGAACCAGCCGACUUCCAAAACAACAUAUACUCCUGAAGAGAUUCAAAUCUUCUACGAGAAUGGUUUCGCGAUAGCCACCCAAAAUGCUGGGCCAACGAAGAAUGCAGACUGGCCGGCGUGCCUGGCUUGUGCUUUGAUCGAUCGACAAGUUUUGCGCAAUUCGGCUUCGAGAACGGCUGAAUGUCAAGCUUGCUUUCAACAAUAUUGCGCAAGGGAUUAG
Puccinia triticina is the source of this 1746-nucleotide messenger RNA. RefSeq lists its product as uncharacterized. Gene Ontology annotation, molecular function: A2-type glycerophospholipase activity. Gene Ontology annotation, cellular component: cytosol. Bases 1 to 1746 code for a protein of 581 amino acids. Gene Ontology annotation, biological process: glycerophospholipid catabolic process. Lineage: Eukaryota; Fungi; Basidiomycota; Pucciniomycetes; Pucciniales; Pucciniaceae. The record is from RefSeq and is a predicted model, not a curated record. The transcript is spliced from 14 exons.